Molecule: messenger RNA, 1365 nt
Organism: Cynoglossus semilaevis (tongue sole)
Lineage: Eukaryota; Metazoa; Chordata; Actinopteri; Pleuronectiformes; Cynoglossidae
Gene: tbc1d7
Product: TBC1 domain family, member 7
Biological process (GO): negative regulation of TOR signaling; activation of GTPase activity
Molecular function (GO): GTPase activator activity
Source: RefSeq, a predicted model, not a curated record
CCUGUAGUUACCAUUUCCUGUCACUGACGUCACACGUUCUAUAUUUUAGCAAAAGUAGCUCCCACGGCUGCUUCUAUGAUUUUUAAUUUAAUAUUAGAAAGGCACCGUACAGCUUAAGUCCAUAGUGGAGCCGACAGGAAAGGCGACAGUGUCCAGGUCAGACCAUGGCUGACGAUCCUCAGAGGAAUUUCCGUUCAGCAUAUUAUGAGAAGGUUGGCUUCAGAGGAGUGGAGGAGAAGAAGUCAUUGAUGAAAGACAAUCCUCUGGAUUUAGAGAAGCUAAGCACCUUCAGUCAGAGGUUCCCUCUUCCUUCCAUGUAUAGGGUCCAUGUGUGGAAAGUAUUGCUGGGAAUCCUACCACCUCACAGUGACUCUCAUACACUGGUUGGGGGCUACAGGAAGGAGCAGUACGAGGAUGUCCUGGAAGCGCUGGAGGUUAUGAGAUACAUCAACUUCUCCACGCCCUCCACCCACAUCUACCUACGCAUGUUCCAGCUUGAAAGUCAGGUGCUUCCAAGGUGCUCAGAGAUCACACCACCGGAUGAAGAAAAUGAAGACUUUCUGUCCAUCAGCAGAGCCAUGGAGGAGAUUGUGGAUGAUCCGGUCGACUGUUACUGGCUAAUCAAGUGUUUCAUCAGCCAGUUUCACACCAAGUUUGGAGACUCCAUUCCUCAUCUGCCAAAGAGCCUGGAGCACUAUCUCAGUCAGGAGGAGCCUCGACUGCUAAGUCACUUGAGGAACAGUGCAGCUCUAAGUCAGCUUCCCUACAGCCUCUGGUUCAGGCGCUGCUUUGCUGGCUGCCUACCAGAGUCCAGCCUCCAGAGAGUUUGGGAUAAAGUGGUCAGUGGCUCCUGUAAGAUUCUGGUGUUCGUGGCUCUGGAGAUUCUGCUCAACCACAAGAUCAUGUUGAUGGGCAUAAACCGGCCUGAAGGCAUCGUCAAGUUCUUGUGUAAUAUACCACAGGAAAACACAGACGCCAUCGUGACCAAGGCCAUAGACCUGUGGCAUAAACACUGUGGCACCCUGGCGCACACGUCAUGAAACUACAUGAAGGAGACGGAGAAGGACUUUGAACCCAGAGGUGAGAAGCUUUCCCAGACUCCACCAGGACUUCCUUUCAAACAUCUACUGAAAACCAGACUAACUGAGGGAUUAACUGUUGACUGAACUGAGAACCUACACCUGGAUGCUUCUGAGAAGCUGUAGGAUGUGGGACAACCUGUUAAUGGAAGCAUAAACUAUGACAAGGGGGAGAAAAUGAACUUAUUAUUUUUAAUAAGAUUAUUUCUUUAAGAAACGUCAUACAUCAUAGAAGACUCACAAUAAAUUAACACUCACAUGCAGUUCUCUCUGCUUUACAAAAAAA